AUGGAAUCAGACAGUGACGAAGAAAAUGAAAUACAAGAUUUAGAACAGCUUAACGCAGCUCUAAUUGACGACCCUAGUCAAUCCAGUGCUUCUGUUUCCUGUGUCUCCACAAUUAGUUUUAGCUCGUUCAACUCUAAAUAUGAAGAAUACUCGAAAAUUGAGACAGUUCUGGCACUUAACAAAAUGUGUGACGAGAAAUUGCGUCGGCUGGAAAAAAUUUUGCAAUCCCGACUACAAGAAUGUCGUCUGAAACUGAGCGAGAUACAAGGUACAGAAAAUAAUAAUGAAAGGUAUGAUAAAACAGAGACAUUCCGCUAUGUAAGCUGUGGCAAGCCGUAUUUUAAAGACAAAAGUAAUUUUCCAGCUCCAGAUAAUGAAGAUACUGUACUUAUGGCUAAAUCACAAAUGUAUGACUUUUCUAACAUAGUGUCUGUUCCUGGUUGGACAGUUAGAGAUAAAAGUCAAUUCUUGGCCAUACUACAAAAAAUGUCUCAAGAGAAGAGAAAAAAGGAUAUUGAAUCAAAAAUUGCAGAAUUGAAACGAGAAGAUAAAGUUAAAGAAACAAAAGAUAAUGAAAAGAAAAUAGCUGCAUUGAGAAAAGAAAUAGAUAGAGUCAACAGAAUGCAUUUAAAAGAUUUAGCAUUACCAAUAGAAGAGGAGUAUGACUGGGAUGUAGUUGCAAAUAAAUUAAGCCAUAGACAUAGUGCACUUGAAUAUAGAUCACUUUGGAGACUAUUUCUUCAUCCUUCUAUUAACAAGAAUGUCUGGACUAAACCCGAACAUAUGGCACUACAAAAAAUUGCUUUUGAUGAAAAAUUACAAGACUGGGAUAAAAUAGCAUCAUUACUUGGCACUGGAAGAACAAAUUAUCAAUGUUUUGUAUAUUUCAGAACAAAUAUGAGUAAUACAUUUACAGGCAGAAGAUGGUCAAAAGAAGAAGAAGAAUACCUUAAAAGACUAAUAGAAUAUUACAAGGAAGAUAAUUACAUUCCAUGGGGAAAAGUUGCAGCUUCAAUGGAAAAUCGAACCAAAAUACAAAUUUAUAAUAAGUAUUCUAGACUUGAAGAGGUGAGAAAAGGUAGAUUCUUAGCAGAAGAAGAUGCUGUAAUACUAACAUGUGUUGAUAAUUUUGGAUUAAAUUUUAAGAAGAUAUCAAAAUUUUUACCAGGUCGUUCUGUAACACAGUGUCGUGUCCGUUAUCAAGUUUUAGCCAAAAAACGAAUAUCUACAGUAUGGACAAUAGAAGAAGAUCGAAAAUUAAUUCAAUUAAUGGCAAAUCAAGAUUUAUCUAUCAACUACUCAAGUAUAACUCAACAUUUGCCAGGAAAAGAUCGGCAGCAUAUAAGGGCUAGGUAUUUGACCUUGACAAAAUGGAUGAGAAGAAAUCCAGACACAGAUAUUGCUAAAGCGCCUAGACGUGGUGCUAGGCGUUUAGGUCAUGGACACUCAUCAGAAGAUCUAAAUAGAGCUAUAGAAGGCUUGAAAUCCAAAAUACAAUCUGAGGUAAUUGAUAAAAAACGUAAAAAAAUAAAUAAAGAUUCUCCUGAAGAUGCAAUAGAAGAUGCAAUAAUAGCUACACUCGUAACAGAAAAUGUUAGAUUAGAGGAAGCAAAAAGGGCCUUACCAUAUCCAGAAGAAUCUGAUGAUGAAGGGAAUAAUUCUCAACAAUGUAAACGAAGCUGUAAUGUUCAAAAUUUAAAAAAGCUACUAAUUUUAUUAAAAGCCAAGUUAAACAAAAACAAAUUCAUGAAGAGUCAAUAUAGUAAAAUAUAUAAAGGGCUAUUAGAACCAGAACAAGAAGUGCUUACCGUAAAGGUUAAAUCUUAUUCAAAGCAGAGCUUCGAAAAAAAUAUAACUAUUGAUGGAAGUCCUGAUAUUUGGGGAAAUGUCAGCUUAGGUCCUUUAGCAUAUGUGCUUCCACCUCAUUAUUCUACAAUUACAGGUUGUAGGAAAUUAAUGUCAUAUGUAUCUUCAAAGUCACAGACAGAAGAUCCGGUAAACAUUAAUGUAGUGUUAAGAAGAAAUGUUCUAUUAAAAGAGGAGACUUUUCUGUUAAUGGAGAGAUUCAAUAUUUUAUUCCUUUGGCCUAUGCUCCUAUCUAAUGCGACAGCUGGGGAAAGUAUAACUAUAAACCAUGAUAAUCCUCCACAAGAAAGUUCUUUUAUAAAACAACCACAGUUUCAUAAACAUGACUGGAAUGCACUUGCAGUGCCAGGACAUAAGUUAAAUGAUCAUGUAAAUCAAGCCAUUGAAUUAGAAGAGUCGGUGACAAAAGAUGAUAAAAAUGUAGAAAUAGAAACACAAUUC
Messenger RNA from Brenthis ino (lesser marbled fritillary), 2307 nucleotides. Lineage: Eukaryota; Metazoa; Arthropoda; Insecta; Lepidoptera; Nymphalidae. The record is from the annotation of a GenBank genome assembly.